This is a messenger RNA of Sphaeroforma arctica JP610, 1919 nucleotides long. RefSeq lists its product as hypothetical. The coding region runs from base 24 to 1799 and encodes 591 amino acids. The record is from RefSeq and is a predicted model, not a curated record. The transcript is spliced from 3 exons. NCBI's taxonomy places the organism in Eukaryota, Ichthyosporea, Ichthyophonida. Gene Ontology annotation, molecular function: symporter activity. Gene Ontology annotation, cellular component: membrane.
AUCGGAUUAGACAUACAUACAUUAUGUCAUCGAUAGACAACGACGUGUCUGACUCGUCAAAUGAUUUACAGAAUGCCUCAUUUGGUAACAAAUUAUGGACGUCGCUACGAAAUUCGUCCAUGAUUCUGUGGACGCUUGUUGGCGCUUUUAUCGGUAUUGGAGUGGGUCUCCUUCUGUCACACUUUCAACCUAGUGCUUAUAUAACAUUAUGGCUAGGUAUGCCUGGUACUUUGUUCAUCCGAGCACUAACCCUUAUGGUUGUACCCCUUGUAUUCUGCUCUAUUCUCCUUGGUGUGGCGGGUGUGGUCGAUGUUGGGGGGUCCGUCGGGAGACUUUCUGCGUGGACAGUGGCCCUAUACUCGUUGACAACGGUAGUAGCUGUCAUCGAGGGUUUAAUUUUUGUUCAAAGUUUCCGUUUCGCCUGGGCUGUAGGCCCUGAGGACGUAUCUGGUGUAACUGUGAACCCCAUCACCGUAGAGUGGGAUCUCAACGCACGAGUGUCUGCCAUAGAUAACAAUAUGGCUGAUGAUUUCUACUACUCGCUGGCAACUGCCUCGUCUGUAUUGCUACUACUACCAGGGCAACAAGUGUUGACAAAUAUCACCACUUUGGUUUACAAUGCUCCGCAGACCGUAUCAUUCAUGAUGCCUGACCUCCUACCCACUGGCUCAGUUACCAAUUUCUCCGUGUACGACGCCGCUGGUGCGCUUGCAUUUGCCGUUCCCGAUGGUGCCUUGACGAUUAUCCCUAGUGCAAGUGAUACAACAUCCUCAGAUUCUCCUGCGUCUACCGGCGAGAGUGUGUCUAACUCGUUUGAGGAUCUUCUGUACAUGCUUGUACCCCGUAAUGCUUUAGGAACAUUCGUCGGUCUGCCUAAUAAUAGUGCCAGUUUGCUUGGUCUUAUCACUUUUGCCCUUGUGUUCGCUGUGGGUCUUGCUAUUCUGAAGAGGAGGAACAUGUGGAAAUCAGAUGUAGUCCUUGAUGUCACUAGACAGAUCCUGGACGUCAUCUUACUACUUACCAACGUUAUCCUGAAGCUCACUCCCGUUGCCGUUUGUUCGCUGAUCAUCAGUGCAGUGGGCUCGCAGUCUUUGCAGUCCCUUGCAGAUACUAUGGCCUCGCUGGGUAUAUUAUUCGCGACUGUAAUUUUAGCCUUUUUGUUCCACGCUUUUGUCUUCAUGGGAUCUCUGCUUUGGGGCUUCACUAGAAGGAAUAUUUUCACGCAUUAUGCCGGUGUGGCCCCGGCUCUCUCCCUGGCUUUCGCUUCGGCUUCUUCAGCAUCUACUUUGCCUACCACAAUGGCCAUGGCCGAGAAGAUUGGCAUGAGUGAGCACAUUUCCAAAUUUGUCCUUUCGCUUGGAGCAACAAUAAAUAUGGAUGGAAAUGCUGUUUUCAUGCCGGCCAUCGUGAUCUGGCUCGCCGAUUCUGCUGGUAUUCCCAUUACUGUCGUUGAUCAAAUCAUCAUCUGCAUUGUCGCCGCACUAGCAUCCAUGGGCUCAUCUCCUGCUCCUGGGCUGACCCCAGCCGUUAUCCUUGUGUGGGGUUCUGUUUUCCCCGAGUAUCCAGUACCGGAUGCAAUCGUUUAUGUUUUGGCUCUCGAUUGGCUACUUGAUAGGUGCAUCACCACAGUCAAUGUCGCCGGAGACACCGUAAUUGCUCGUGUAGUUGACACACUGAACGAUAAGCAACUGAAGUUGCCCAAUGAAUCAAAUAUUGAAUUGCCAAUAGAUUCGGACAACGAUGAGAACGUGGCUGAAGAUCUCGCCGAGUUUCAGUCGACGCCUAGCAUCAAGAAAUAAGUGCAUCGUGUCGCACAAAAUUUAGAAAGUCCCGUCUUGUAGGCGAGCACUUUGGUAUACAAAUAAAAGUGUAAAUUAAAUCAACUCCUUCAAUUAAGCCUAUUUGGAGUAUUCGAGCAC